UUAUUCCAAUACGUAUGUUUGCCUCUUCCCCACCAUGAUCUCCCUUUGGUUUCCCCUUGCCUUAUAACUAUUUAAAUACAUUUUACUAACUUGGGAUUCCUUGCUCAUUUCACUUCACCUGGCUGGGCAGGUCUGUGAGGGCUCAAGUGUUAGCUCCUCCACUUUUAUUGUUUUAUUUAUUUUUCAUCCACCUUUUUUAUUAAAAUAACCAUGUUCAGAGGAAGAGUCCGACACACAUAAAUAAUGGGAACUGCUAAUAGUAAGCAGGCUGCUCUAAAAUGUGCUGGGGCUUUGACUUAAGGGAAGAAAGCACAGCCCUGCAUUGUCCCUGUCAGGAAGCUGGAGCACAGAAGAGUUCACUUAGGAUCAAAAAAAUGCUGAAGGUCAGAAACAUCCUGGGACACUCCUUCUGUCAAAUCUACAUCACUGGACUAUUUCUACCUCCUCACUAAAGAUGGUCAGAAAAGAAGAAGCCAAAGACAAGUAUGACAGUGAGUUCUAAAAACAAGGAGCAAAAUUAUAAGACAGAGAAGAACGUUUCCUUCAGCUAUUCUGCAUGAUGAGUCAGUGUACAGCAGCACCAUCUGGAAGAAUGACUUUGUGCUUGUGAAUUGCAAACAGCUGGAUCUGCCUCACAAAGUCAGUCACCUGCCUGUUCAGCACCUGAAGCUAAUCCUUUGGAUACUUCACCCAUGACUCUCAUGAACAAUGCAGGGGAAUAAGAAACACACGGAAGGACACAGUGAUUCCUCAAGCAUUGGGAGUCUCCUGGAUGAUGCAGACAGAGAGGUGAGCAGCCUCACAGCUCGAGCUUUCAAAAGUUUGUGUGUAGCAGAACUUGAAGACCCUUACAAUGAACCAGAGCUCUCCAUUUCACCUGACUUUGCCCUCCAGCUGUCUGCUAAAAUUCACUCAGGGACGUUGAACCAUGACAUCAAGAAAAGCAAUGUCUGUGACAAGCUAACAGCAAGAAACAAUGAACAUACAAUAUGGGCUUCCACAUUCCAGCAGUUACCUAAGUGUGCUUCAGAGGAGAAAAGGAUUGCUAAAAACACCUUUGCUAUAGAAAAGAAAUUGAAUUUGCCAGUCCCUGGUCCAAAGAACAAUAAGCACGUUUCAAAAGUGUCCUCAUUGAUUAAGACAUUUGAUAAGACUGCAGACCAAGGGUCAGGAAGUUCUCUGAUAGCAAACAAGCAGCCCAUUAAGAAUAGCUUUCAAAAAUACAAAAUAAAUCAUGGCAAUGAUACUGCUUCCUGGGAUGAUACAGACAUUUUAAACAUCCACAAGGAACUUUCUGAACUUUCUGAGGCUAGUCAAGGUAGCCACUAUCUCAGUGGCAAACAUGAGCCACAGAGAAGACCUAAUAAAAUAGACCUGAGUUAUGGGGACUCUGAUAGUUAUUAUCCUGUGCUGAUUGAGAUGUCAAAAGUAGCCAAGUCAAAUUUUUCCCAUUCUUCCAAGAAGGCUUUAAAAAACAGAAACUUGAAAAUUAGUGAGCCAGCAAAAAAAGGCAGUUUUCUUCACAGUGAGAACAGUGCUUUUGAAUCAUGGAAUGUUCACCAUAAAAAAAUGACAGAAAAGGAGAAAUUUGUUGACAUAAAACUGAAAAAGGAAGAAUCACCAUUUGUUAAAGGAUCCCACACACAGGAACAUAAAUUGUCAGCUGUCAUGACCACUGCUGCUAAGAUGACAGAGAAAGAUUUUCAGCCAACUCUACAAGAAGCUUCUUUCUGUCUCCGAGUUGUACCUCAGGGUCCCCUCCCUUCAGAAACCAGCUUCCCUGCUGCUUUCCCUCCCACACCUCCCCCUAGGAACCAUGUGCCCCAGGGUCCCCCUCGGCCACCCCCUGCCCUUCCUCUGCCUCCCCCCUCCCUGCCCGGCCAUCCCUCAGCAUCCCCCAGCCCUGAAGCCCCUCCUGUGCCCCCACCCCCAGUGCCAGCUCGACUGUCCCCCACUGCCUUGUCCCAGGCCUCUGUGUCCCCCCAGUCUGUGUCCUACAGGAUGGUUUCACCCUCACUCAGGUUUGAGACCCCCAGCCCACCUCCCCCACGAGCCCAGGGCAGCUCAGCCCAGCAGGAAUCCCUCAGCCCCCAGCUGGGCAGUGCCUGUCCCCCCUGGAGGAGACAGAGGGCUGCAGAAAGGGCAGCAGGGAAGAGACAGCCUGCAAAGGAGAGGGUCACAGACAGCCACAACACCUCUCUGUCUGAAAAGGUGACUGCUGCUGACCCUGGCCUGCAUGUGGCUCCUCUGGCUAAACAUCCAAGCUCCCCUGGAUCCAGCAGUGCCUCCUUCAACAUCACUGAACUCCUGACUCCUGUCAUACCCCCAAAGCAGGAGGUGGGCACUGCUGGACAGGAGCUGGUCCCACUGACACCUCCUCCCACGGAGAGCACAGCCUCAAGAGACCAUGAGGAGAGCACCUUGGAUGAUUACAGGUCCUGGGAUGGUUACAGGCUGACAGCAUCCAGUCUGUUAUUUAAUUUAAAGGAUGUGCGCAAGCGCGUGAAAAGCAUUUAUACCCCUUCCCCCCUGCUAAGGGCCCUGGAGGAGAAAAAUAAAACAAGGGAAAAUAUUCAGGAGAGUACAAAAGCAAAUACCUCAUUCUCAACUUUGCAUGACAAAAAUGAGAAAAAUAUUACAGAGAAAGAUGAAUUGAGCGAUAUAGCUUAUGUACUGCCAAGCAGUGUUCAUGAAAAGGACAGUAAAACUGAUUUAACUGGACACUUCACAGGUAACUACCUGACUUUGAGUUCACCCCAAACAACAGAAGACCUUCCAUUUUACCAAACUGGAGACAGCAUGCAGCAAGACAAUUCAAAACACCAAGAUCUGGUUAAAAACACAGAGGAUAAUCAAAAUUUCUCCUCGUUCAGACAUGAAUCGAAUGAACCUGAUUUAGGAAAACAUCAGCAGUAUCCAGCAGAGAGACCAUUCAGUAGAGACAAUGAAGAUACAAAAGCUGGGCAGCCCGUGCAGAAUCACAGUGUGCAGGGUGAGGAAAAUGAAAGACAAGCUGCUAUUCAGAAUGAAAAUUUUGCCUUCAAAACACUCCUAAACCAACUCUCACCAGAAGAAGAUGAGCCUUACAGUGGCACCCAAACCACCAUUGUGGUAGCUGGCCAUGAAGCACGAGGCAAAAGAAGCACUAGUUCUUCAGAGCAGUCCUUUGUCUCCACAGUGGAGCAGCCACUGCAGGAAGAGCCAUUUCUGCCAGUGCCCCUGAUGGAGCAGACAUGCCUCCAAGAAAGCCAGAGGACUGACAGUGAAAUGGGAUCAGGAAGUAAGAAAAGACACAAGGAGAGAGGGAAAGAGGCUGGGGAAGAUGAACUGCAGUACUAUGCUUGUGUCAGCCCUGGCACUGGUGCAGCAGAGAAGAGGGAGGGAAGUGUUACUGGGAAUGAACAGAGGAGCUCGAUGAAAGAGAAACUAGGGAGAGAGAAAAGGGAAGAGGCCAACAGCACAAAUCCUGCGUCUGACAGUAUGAGAGACAUGUCCAUCCCCAGGUCUGAGGAACCACAAACACCAUCCUCUUCAAGCUCAACCAAACCCAGCCUGUUUAUGAUCAAAGAUAACACAUUCAAGUCUCCCCAGGUAAUAAGGGCUGUCAAGCUGCCCCUGCUCCGGUCGUUUUCCCUGGACGAUACAGUGAGCAGCAGUUACAAGGAAAUGGAACGUAGGUUUAUGUCCCCAGCAGCUCACAACAGGCGGCACCAGAACAUGCUGCACGCCCAGGAGGCUGGCUGGUGGGCAUCGAGACACAGAGGGCAGCAGAAUGUGAGAGAUGGAGCAGCUGAUAGAGAAAAAGAAGCCAGUGAGACUGGAUCUACUUCACUGACACUGGAUCCCAGUCUUCUGGAAGAUACAGAGAGCUUUUCAUUUGGAAAUCUGACAGAAGAAGAUGAAAAGACUUGUAUGUUGUUAAAUAAAUUUGGGAAAAUGAAUGAGGAAAAUGUCUGUAGAAGUAAAAAGAAGCCUACAAAGGCAAGACACAGCUUAGCACAGCCAAUUAUAGGUGUGGAAAAUGACCAAGCACAAAACAAGCCCAGCUAUCCUGCAGAAAGAAAGACAAAUUACUUUAAGAAUCACCAUUUAUCUAACCGCAAAGGGGGCGCUUGUACAAAAAAAAUAAUCUCUAGGGAGACAAUUUCCCCUGUGACUGGCUCCAUGUUAGAGGACCACACGUGUUCUUCUGUAUCCAAUGACACUUUAGAGGACAUCCUGCACACAGAAGGUGCACCAGGUUUGUUAGACAGUCUUUCAUGCUCUGCUGUUACGAGCCCCAGGUCAGGGAGCACGAUGCACUCUCUGGCUGCCAGUUCAUUGUCAGACAAACCAACUAUUUCUGGCCUUAGAGAGACAGAGGAUGCUACAAAUCCUGCCUUGUUGAGCAUGGCACUGGAGAGGCAAGCUUAUGUGCCUGCAGAAGAGGUGAUCGAUUCAGCACAGAGGAAUCUGCGCUCUGGAGUUGCAGGGGAAGAUGGGAGGCUGGAGCCCAGGGGAUUUGGUGGCAGAGCAGCUGGCAAGCCACCCACUGUGCCACCCAAAACAGAAAAGGCUCUGCGCCGGGCCAAAAAGCUGGCAAACAAGAGGAAAAAAGUGCAGGAGCAGCAGAAAAACCAACAGACUGAGCAUACAGAUGCUGUAGGGAGAAAACCUACUCAUUCUGGAGAGACAACAGCAUCUGCUUCUCCCUUAGGAUAUUCUCCUCUUCAUCCUCCCCUUCCCUCAACUUUUACUCCCACAGAAACCACAACUGUUAAAUCUAGACUUGCACCAGCAGCAAAAUCUUCACCCUCUUCUACCCAGAGGAAACUGCUCCAAGACCCUGACUCUGGUCAAUACUAUGUAGUUGAUUUACCAGCUGAAGUUAAUUUAAAGACAUUUUAUGACCCAGAAACUGGCAAAUAUGUUCAAGUCUCAGUCCCUUCCUUGGAACAGAACUUACACCAGCCCACCUCUUCAGAAAUUAAGAAUUCUCCCUAUGCCUCCUACCCUAGAGUGCAGCCCUUACCAGCCUCAUCAGUGGCAGUGCUGAAAUCACCUUCCCAACUCUCUGAACCUGCCUGGUCAGUGCCUGCUGCACCAGAACCACCUGAGCUACCUGAAGAUGGCCAGCAGGACUACAGAUACACUGAGUCUGUGGAUUCUCAGUCCUACACUGAACCAGCCUCCUACUCCUACCAUCAGGAUGCUGGAGAAGCUCAAGUUCACUUAGGAAAGGAUGUGAGCCCAACCCAAAAUACUGGCAUUGUCACCCUCACCAAUUUAGAUGAUUUUGCUGCUGAAGGAGUAUCUUGAAAACUGAAGUAACAAAACAUGCCAGCCAGUGUUUUUAAGAACUGUUUGGACAGACACAUGCACACAAAAGCACAUGCAGAUUUGAUAUUUGUACAACACUUUGUCUGAAUCUCAUUGUGGUUUGGGGGGAAAGGAAAUGAAAGCUGUUCAUGUUGAAAGAUGCAAGGUAAUGACCACUCUGAAGAAAAGAGAAAUUGAGUAAGCACCAAAUUAUCAGUGAGAUGAAGGAGCAAUGCCAGCUAGACAAAUACAUUUGAUAAUGUGAAGCCACUGCUUGCUGCUGCUGCUGCUUUUAUAAAGGCUGGGAAAGCCAAAGCAAGUGUCCUAUUGCCCAGAUGUGUUGCAUGAUACAUGACACAAAAUAAAACCUGUGAGACCAUCCUGUGCAUUCUAUGAGACCUAGAACUGAUGCUGCAUCUGCUGAACUUUCCUCACUCACUGCCUUUGAACUAUAUUGACAGGUAGAAAGUAUGUGGCUAUAAAUAUGCCAUAUAUGCAAGAUCCACUUUUAUGCACACGUUGAUUGCCCUGAUGUCAUUGACAAUGAGAUUGUAUACUGGAUGCACAAUACAACAGCCAUGUCAAAAAAAUCUCUUUUAAACAACCAAAAUACAGUUGCAGCUGCUCUAGACUUCUCAUAUACUUUUGCAGUGUCCACUAACAUGCUGCUGAGUUCUUUAUAUUUCUUGAUAACAUCCAAAUAGGUUCCCCUAGAGUCAGGGUUUAUUUAUAAUGCAAAUUAAACUUCAGGUUAUCUUGAUACUUGGCCUGAAAUAUUUUGGUGAGGAGCAAGAUUGAAUGAAAUCCCACAAGAGUAUUUAAUUGUUUGUUAGGACAGGAAGUCCUUUGCUAUUGUAAUUGAAAUGUGUUUUGUUUUGUUUUCAGACUCCCACUGAAACAUGAAACUAACUUUUAAAAUCUGAAAAAUGUACUUAAGUUUGAUCUGUGAAUUCUAUGAUUUAAUACAAACAAACAAACAAACAAGAAAACAAAAUAUUCAGAAUGUCCAAGGUAUUAAUUUCUAUAAAAUACUUCUUUCAAUUAUCACUUUUCUUUGAAAGGUCUGUAUGAAAAUAUCACUCAUCCUUGCACAAGCUCUUUUUUAUCAUCCAUAGUUAAUGAGGAAACCUAGGUGAAAAGAUGGAAAAAUUGAAUCUAUUGUGCCUGCUUGUAAAUAUCUAUAUUUGGAGUAUUGGCAUAGUUUUUUCUGUCUCAUUUCCAUACUGUUUUCCCCAAUAACAGCUGAAGUGCAGAAGCUCUAAGGAAGAAUUAUGCCAGUGACUUUCAGCCUGAUUCACAUCUUAGGCAAUUUUUACAGGACUUUUUCCAGUGAAGCAGCUCUUGACUUCCAAAAAGAAAGGGAUGAAUCAGGCCUUUUGUUAAUGAAUAAAUUGUGGAGACAGGACACAGGCACUGCUGCACUCUCCCAGUGUCAGUAUUUAUGACAGUUUAUCUUCAGUAAAUUUCCCAGGACUGAAGCCUCUCUUGGGACACAGACACACUUUGUGGUUUUUCUCCUUCCUUAAUCAGAAUUCAGCUCUCAGCCUCUCUCCAUCCCUGACAAGAGCCAUGUGUUCACAACCUGUCCUGGUCCCACCAGACAGGUCCUUUCAGCAGUGCCACCUGCUGAAACAUUUCUCUUAGACAAACACUAAGGGCAUCAUUUUAUUGAUUACAGUGUGGUUUGGAUUUAGCCUUCAAUGGUUUUCAUUUCACCUGUUACACAUUUUUGAUUUGGUAGGUUUGAUUGCAGCAGAGGUGUGGGUUGGAAAUGAAGAAACUUGUACUGGAAUGAUUUGGGGUUUAAGCACAUUCAGCCAAAUAUUUGAAUAAAUAUUUAUUGUUCGGUUUUCCACCCUGGGAAGUUUUUAGCACUUGACUAAAUAAAACCCUGGACUGUCCUCAGAGCUGACCCUCCUUGAGCAGGAGGUUCACCCAGAGAUCUCCUGAGAUUCUUUGCAGCCUGAAUUAUCCUGUGAUCCUGUUCUGAAAACAUUAAAAUUUAAACAAACUUGGACUUGGAACUCAGCAAAUGCAGUCUUCCCUGAGAAAGGGCUCAUUUUGAAAUAAUUUCUUUAAAAAAAACAUGAAAUUCAGGAGUGUUUCAGGAACAGGAAUUCAUUUUCAAAUUAAGGAAAGUGGCUCUGACUAUGAAUAUUUUUGUUUAGUCACAAAUAUUUUGUAAACUGUGAAUGGUGCUAUUCAUGUUGCACUUCUCUGUUGCUGUCACUCUAUAACAUCUAUGAAGUGUAGAGCAGCAUCUCAUCCAUAUGUUAAAAUAUAGAUUAAUAGAUCCAUUAGAGUUUUCCAUGGUGCAUUUAGACAAAAUUUAUGAAAUCUUAAACCCUAUCAGAAUGCACAAGCCUUUUGUGUGAGUGUGUGUGAGUGUGUGUGUGUGUGUGUGUGUGUGUGUGUGUGUGGUAUUACAAAUUUUAAUGCCUUAACAGUCACAAGUCAAGUAGGCUCUCAGAGGACAGGAUAAAAGCUUCCUUUCCAAGGGAAGAUUAUGGAUAUGAGGGAUCUGUGAACAGGUUAAAAAAUGAAUGGUAAUUUGAUGGGAAAAAAAAGUAAAUGUUUUCACUGUAAGGGUGCUCAGCCAUUGGAAUAAGCUACCCAGAGAAGUACUGGAAUCACCAUCCUUGGUGUGGUGAACACCUGGUGCUAAGUUAACUGUUGGUCACAAUGAUUUUAGAGGUCUUUUCCAACCUUAAUAUCCUGUGAUUCUGUGAAAUUAAACAAACUGGGGAGUUUUGAGAAUAGAUAAGAAAGUGGUUCUUGUCUCAUAUCCAAAGCUUUCCACACUUUGCCACAGGGCAUGAGUGAUACUAGAGAAGUAUUGCUCCAGUCCCAGCCUGGUAUUGAGCAGGAGCUCAAUACCUGUGUCAGCAAACCUGUGUCUGGCUGAGAUCAUGCUGCUGGCCAACUUCUUGCUAGGCUGUGGCAGUGUUUGUGUACAAACACACACAGCAUCCACAUAAACAACCCCAUAUCUAUAUUAAUAUACCUGUAAAAACUGCCAUUUGCAUACCAGUGUAAUAAAUCACUAAUGGCUGUGAUGGUGGACACAAAAUGUUUAUGUGUUAAAAGGAAGACAAAUGACACCUUUUCAAAUAUUUUUUGUUCCUUGCCCUAUUCUGUUUGUGUUUGUUGGGGAGAUAUUUUGCAUUGCUGCUGUGGGCUGGAAGAGGUCAGUACAGGCAGAAUGAGAGCUGUAAAUUGACCCUUUUCUUUGGGAGGGGGGUGCUAUGGGAAACGUGCAAUAGUCGUGAAAGCAGUUGUAGGAAAGCACUAUUUUGUGGCAGUGACAUUAAGUUGUAGAUUUAAGAGGUGUUGAGGCAAACCAAGACCAAUUCUGCCUUGCCAGCAGGCUGUGGCUAGGACUAAAGAACACAGCAGGUUCUUGGCAUGCACGGAAGCACAGCAGCCUGAAGGGAACAGAGCCAUUGUUUUCACUGUUUCCUUCUCCUGCAAGUGGCCUUUGUGCAUGCUGCAUUUCACCACCUUUACAGUGGUGAUUCUUCCUUGGCAGGUGUGACUGAGGCUAAACCUGACUUAGCCAGUCUUUGAUUCCAGGCCAGAACUGCCUCCCUCUGAAUCUCUUUCUCCUUGUGGGGUGACUGCAAUGCCAACAGUCCAGCUGUCACAGACUUGUCAGACUUGGACUGCCAUCCCACAGCCAUGGCUCUGUCCCAAGGGCUUGAAUUUCCUCGUGGAAAAUGCUGGAUUUUCUUUAGAAAGUUUAGUUUAAUUGACAUGGCCUACAUGCAUGGAUUUUUGUCAACUCCUCCUUGGGUGUUCAGUGCCUUCCUAAGUCAUCUGUCCAAGAAGAUAUAUGUCAUCAGCACGUUCCAUCAAUGCAACUGUAUUUGCAAAUAAGUGAUUAUUUAUUAAUUAAUAAACUAAAUAAAUGGGACUUGUUUUAUAAUACUGGAA
Messenger RNA from Oenanthe melanoleuca, 9231 nucleotides. RefSeq names its product chromosome 6 C10orf71 homolog (gene C6H10orf71). The transcript has 3 exons. Gene Ontology annotation, cellular component: Z disc. Bases 709 to 5298 code for a protein of 1529 amino acids. NCBI's taxonomy places the organism in Eukaryota, Metazoa, Chordata, Aves, Passeriformes, Muscicapidae. Gene Ontology annotation, biological process: positive regulation of calcineurin-NFAT signaling cascade. The record is from RefSeq and is a predicted model, not a curated record.